Messenger RNA from Emiliania huxleyi CCMP1516, 492 nucleotides. RefSeq lists its product as hypothetical. The coding region runs from base 1 to 492 and encodes 163 amino acids. NCBI's taxonomy places the organism in Eukaryota, Haptophyta, Isochrysidales, Noelaerhabdaceae. The record is from RefSeq and is a predicted model, not a curated record. The transcript has 2 exons.
AUGCCACCAGCUUCGCAGCGCAGCACCGCCUACAGCAUGUACUCCGCGAGACGGUCCUUCCUAUCACCUCCAGGGCCAGGCGCCUACCAGCGUGGCGUCAACGACUCCACGCUCAUGCUCGGCGAUAGAGCCAAAGCGUUCCACGGCGACGGCUUUGACCAGUCAAGGGCGCUGCUCAAAGAACGCACCGGACGGCCAAGUCCUUGUGACUACAGCCCAUCGACGCUGCGCUCGGGCCGCGGGUUGUGGAGCGGGCGGAGUAGCAGCAUUGGCCUGCCUCUCUUGCCUCCGCCGAACCGAAACCCGGGCCCUGGAGAAUACAGCCCAAUGAGACCGAGGGCGGUGGGCAAGAGCUUUGGGUAUACGAUCAGCAGGCGGGAUUUCAGCUGGGAUCUGCCAGACCUGGGCGGCGGGUAUGGCAGCAGAGGCCCGGCGAUGCUUUGGAGGGGAGAGGAGCUGCGAUGCGCACGCGCACGCUACUGCCGCAAGUAA